CUUGCUAACCAGGACUAUGAUUUGGAAAGUGUUUUAUUAGGUUCCAAUCUUAGCCUCUCCUACUUGGAAAAUUUUGUCAACUAAUGGUUAGUUACCAUUCUCCUACCUAGUUACAUCAGUUGACAUGACCAUGCAGGCAUUGGUUAAUCUGCAGAGUUUUUACCGAUUCUUAACUGCAAAAUGCUGAAAAGAAGAUCUCAGUCAACGGAUAUAACACCUCUUGUAAACAGUGCAGUUGAGAAACUACAGGAGCUAGGACAACAUGUUAAGGCUAGCAGACAUGGCGUUGAACCAGCAGAUUCUUCCGGAGUGGACGUCGUUAUUAAAGCGCUCAAAGAUCUGGAAGCAGAAAGAUUGAAAAUCCACGAGUUACUAGAGACUGAAACCAUCACAGCCAGUGUGUUACGUUACAAAUUGCAAUACUUCCCAAGUGAUAUUAAGUCUGAAAUACAAGCUGCUGUGUAUUCUGCAAGACAAUCAAAUGAAGCAGAAAUCAAGAGACUCAAGACCCAACUCAAUACCAUCAUCAAGAACAUCAAGUCAUUACAGGACAGACAUCAAGAUCUUGCAAAAGAAAAUGCCAAACUGGAGCCAGAGAGGAAUGACAUGCAAGCUGGGCAUGAUGAGAUCAUUGCACUUCUUAAUCAGAAGAUGGCUGACAAAGCCAGCAAACAAAUUACUCUUAAUGAGACUCGUGAUAAACUGCGAGAGACAUAUAAAAAGAUAAUUGAACUGGAAGACUCCAUUGUUCAACUAAAAGAGGACUUAGUUCAUGAACGAGAGGAAGCAAGGCAGGAGAAAGAGAAACUGAAACAGUCUGUGGCUGACACUCAGAAGAAGGCAGAGGAGCAACGGCUGACAAACAUUGAAAAGAGAAAGGAAAUUGACAAAUUGCAAGAAGAAUUGGUGGACAGUGAAUCAAUUUUAGACUCCAAGAGAAAGAUCAUUCGGAAGUUUGAAACGUCUCGCAAUCGACUGGAAGCUCAAGAGGUGCAGUUGAACAGGCAACUUCAAAAGGAAAUCAAAGACAACUCCGUUCUCACGCAGGAAGGGAUGAAAAUUGUUAAGGAGCACAAUGACAUGGCUGAAAGCUUGGAGCAGAAAAAGAGAUCACUAAUAGCGCAACUGGAAAUGCUUCAGGGCAAUCUAAAAGAAGCAGAGGAACAAGAUAAACAGCUGACAUUUGAAAAAAAGUCUCUAGAAAAAGAACAUGAAGUUGCCCUUGAACUGAUGGAGCAAGAUGCUGAGGUCGUUCGACAACAUGAAAGAAUCCUUACCAAAGCUAAACAGUCCUUACAUCAUCAGAACGAGCAAUGCGCCAAGGUUAGAUCGGAGAACAUGGAGCUGGAAGAAGAGAUGAACCAGCUGGAAGAAAGCCAUAAAGCAACCGUGGACGUGUACAACAAAGACAUCGAGACGUCUAAAACUGCAUUAACUGCUGAAAGAAAAGACAGGCAAAUCCUACAGACUAAAAGGGACAAUGUGACAAAAGAGUCCAACGAGUUUAAGGGUGAAUAUGGCCGCUAUAUGGCAACCAUGUCCAAGAAAGUCACUGAAGGAAAGGCAGAACAUGCUAAACUAACGGAAUAUGGAACGCAACUACAGAAAGACUUGAAGAAAGACGAAGCGGAUAUUAUUAGUAAACAGAAGCAGUUAAAGAAAGCCAAGCAAGAUUACACCUCUCUGCAAAAGCAGCUCAAGACACAACUGAAAGGCCUUCAAGAAAGUAUCGAUAAACUGGAGAAAGAUAGAGACAAGAAGAAAGAUAUUAUUCAAGACAAAACUCCAAUCUUCAAAGAUCUGGAGGCUCAGUUCAAAGAGCAAACGCAAGAGUUUGAGACGACGAAAAAGAGCAUAGUGGACCUGAAGAACAAGAAGGCGAGUCUGGAAACAUCCGUUCAGAGAGCUCAGAGAGACGUAGAAAAGCUAGCAGAACCACAGACUCGAUUACACGGGAAGUUGCGCGAGAGACGAGUCGAGGCUUUGGAUCAACUCAAGAACCAAUCGGAGGACGUCAAGAAGAUUGAAACAGCGAUCUUCACUUCCGGUCAGCGGCUUGGUGCUGUACUCAAAGAAAAUCACAGAUUUAAGCAGGCCAUCAGGGAACUUGAAGUCGAAAUUGAGACUACAGGGAAGACAAUGAUUGCAAACGCUGGGACAAGAGAGGUGCUUGAAAAGCAGCUGCUGGAGUACAGGGGACAUCUACACGAGAACUGGAAAGAGGAUCUUCUCCUUGAUAAAAUAUAUGCUGAACGAGAUUCCCUGAUGUUAGAAGACAUUGAAAGACUUAAGGCAGAAACUAGUGUGAGAGAAGAAAGGAUUGACGAAAUUCAUCAGCAACUUGAAGAACAGCUAUCCGUUCUAUCUCACUUUAUUGAUGGCGUGGCAAACUUAAGACCUAAAGAUACUGGACAAUCUGAACGAAAGUCUGAAGAAAAAAACAAAGCUAAAUCAGGAGUAUCAACGCACCGCUCUCCGCCUUUGUCGCCCAAACCGCCCGGGUCACCGACACGCCGAGAAUCCACCAGCGAUGUCACCGCGCCUUCUGGAGGAGACUUGUCAAACUAAUGAAAUGAUUCUGCCAUCAGAAGUUUAUCAUGCUAAGCAGCAGUGUAAAAUUCUGCUGCCGUAUAUUUCAGGAAAUGUUUGGAACGAAAACGUUGCUUGUAGGAGAGAUAUUUAUUUUAAUAAUAUACAUGCAAACAUUUCAGCCUGCGGAUUUGCUGAGAAUGCGUCAAUUAACCCCAAACAGUCAGAAAGUUGGAAUUUUGUGAAGAAAGUUGAAAUUAAAUUGCAUGUAUAUUAAUAACAAGUAAUCAAAUGAUUUUUCUCGUGUAAUUAAAAUAAAUUCGUACUGGUAAAUAUUUUAAAGACUAAAAGCUGCUUUCGCCCCAGGGUUCAUGCAGAUGUUUUUGGGCUCUGAAAAUUUAGUUGUGCUUAUUUAUUCCAAAUUGCACUCGAAAUCAUUUGAUUACCACCUAUACAAACUGUUAAUAUUAAUAAAGUAUUUAUUGCGGGUUAAA
Messenger RNA from Orbicella faveolata, 3023 nucleotides. RefSeq lists its product as uncharacterized. Lineage: Eukaryota; Metazoa; Cnidaria; Anthozoa; Scleractinia; Merulinidae. The record is from RefSeq and is a predicted model, not a curated record.